AUGGAAAUGUACUCAAAGACUCCCAAGGAGAAGACGGCCAUCUUCCAAGGAGAUGAAGCCAACAAGAAAGGAGGUGGAGCUACAGAGAAAGAAGAAGAAACUUCUGAGGAAGGCUGUGCUUCUCUGGUCUCAGCUCUGAGGUCAAACCCCUCACACCUGAGAGAGCUGGAUCUGAGUAACAAUGACCUGAAGGAUUCAGGAGUGAAGCUGCUCUCUGCUGGACUGGGGAAUCCCCACUGUAAACUGGAGACUCUGAGGCUGUCAGGCUGUCUAGUCACAGAGGAAGGCUGUGCUUCUCUGGUCUCAGCUCUGAAGUCAAACCCCUCACACGUGAGAGAGCUGGACCUGAGCUACAAUCACCCAGGAGACUCAGGAGUCAGACUGCUCUCUGCUGGACUGGAGGAUCCACACUGCAGACUGGAGAAACUCAAUGUGGAACAUGGUGGAGAGAACACAAUGAAACCUGGACUUAGAAAAUAUGUCUGUGAUCUCACACUGGACCUAAACACAGUAAACAGAUUCCUCUCUCUGUCUGAGGAGAACAGAAAGGUGACAUGGAGGAGAGAGAAGCAGCCGUAUCCUGAUCACCCAGAGAGAUUUGAGGUCUGGAGACAGGUGCUGUGUAGAGAGGGUCUGACUGGGCGCUGUUACUGGGAGGUAGAGUGGAGUGGGAGAGGGGCUGUUAUAGGAGUGACAUAUAAAGGAAUCAGCAGGAGAGGAAGGGGUUUUGACUGUGGGAUUGGAUGUAAUGACAAGUCCUGGAGUCUGUUCUGCUCUGACAACAGUUACAGAGCCUGUCACAAUAAGAAGUCCACUACCAUAGACGUCCCCUCCUCCAGCUCCCACAGAGUAGGAGUGUAUCUGGACUGGCCAGCCGGCACUCUGUCCUUCUACAGAGUCUCCUCUGACACACUGACCCACCUGAACACAUUCCACUCCACAUUCACUGAG
Molecule: messenger RNA, 951 nt
Organism: Coregonus clupeaformis (lake whitefish)
Lineage: Eukaryota; Metazoa; Chordata; Actinopteri; Salmoniformes; Salmonidae
Product: stonustoxin subunit beta-like
Exons: 5
Molecular function (GO): protein binding
Source: RefSeq, a predicted model, not a curated record